ACGUUGCGGAGGCUUCAAGAUGGCGGAAGCCUUGACAACUCAGGAGCAGCUGGCUGUGGAGGAGUUCCUGAGUGAGGUGCGUAGCAGGGAGCUACCUCACAGUGCUGGGCUCGUCUCCCAACCUACAGCUGUUAAGUUUCUUAUGGCCCGGAAGUUUGACGUCUCCAGAGCCAUCGAUCUAUUCCAAGCCUACAAGAACACAAGAAUCAAAGAAGGCAUCAUCAAUUUAAACCCAGACGAGGAACCCCUGCGUUCUGAGCUGCUGAAUGGCAAGUUUACAGUUCUGCCUGGUCGAGAUGCUAAGGGUGCUGCUUUAGCACUUUUCACCGCCCGCCUCCAUCAGCCCAAUGUCACUACCCACAAGGCCGUUCUACAAGCCAUCAUCUACCAGCUGGAUAAAGCCAUAGAGAGUAUACAAACUCAAAGGGAUGGACUCAUAUUUAUUUAUGACAUGACAAACUCAACUUAUGGUAAUUUUGACUACGAUCUCUGUGUCAAGAUUCUCGAUUUGCUCAAGGGAGCAUUUCCAGCUCGUCUAAAAUGUGUCUUCAUUGUGUCUUCUCCACUCUGGUUUCGAGCACCUUUUGCAGUUCUUCGCCUUUUUGUGCGGGAAAAGCUGAGGGAAAGGGUAUGCACAGUGAAAGCUCAUGAGUUGGCUAGUCACAUCCCAGUCUCCUCACUUCCUGAACAUCUGAGUGGGACAUCCCAUUACAGCCACGUAGCUUGGAUUCAGUCUUGUGUUAACAUGCAAACAAACUCUGUUCAGGGUGACAUGCAAGAACACGACACACACGAUUGCGUGGGCAGCUUGUUGCGCUCUUACAGCUUGGACAACAGCAACACAAGUAUAGGUGCCACGCUGUCGCAUACACAUGUGAAUGCACAGUUGGGUUCAGAGCGAGCCGUGGCUUACGCUAACUGCUACGGUGACAACAAUGCUAACCCACACAAUCACUUUGAUGCAGUGGAGGUCAGGACUCGAGGCCCAGGCCAGUACCAACAGAGCUCAAAUUCUGGCACAGACAAGUCGCAGGGGAACCACCAACACUGGAACGGUUCAGCGGUGAGUGCAGCCAACGCCAGCAUCGGUGGCCCAAACACGAACAGAAACGGCCGUGGCUGCCAAGCUCCUUCCCACUCAGACACUCCCCCCGACACACCGCUCGCACACAAAGACAGUGGAGGUGCAGCAGAUGGAGAUGACACACACUCUGCCAACAGACCUCAGAGUGAAGCAGUGAAGGAGGAAGAUGAAGAGGGCGAAGAGGAGGAAGGGGUGCCUCCGUUGCCUCCGUUGCCUCAAAAAUCUCUGCCUCGCCCCUUCAACCAACCCUCUUCGCAGUCUCCGCCUUUGUCUUCAUCAUGGGGUCAGGAUGAUGAGAACCACUACACUGAAGUGUCUGUUCACAUGCCAGAUCAAGGAGGUAUGACGGUGCAUGAGCUUGUGGAGUAUGUGAAGAGGAAGAAGAAGAGGGGGAUCUAUCAGGAAUAUGAGGAGAUUCGCAAGGAGCCUCCAGCAGGAACCUUUGACUAUUCAAAGAAAUUGUCCAAUCAAAUCAAGAACCGGUACAGUGAUGUCCUCUGCCUAGACCAGUCACGAGUGCGGCUCUGUCAGCUCUGUGAUGAUGAAGAUGAGACAUCAGAUUACAUAAAUGCCAGUUUCAUGGAUGGGUACAAGAGGAGCAACGCUUACAUCGCCACUCAGGGUCCUUUGCCAAAAACCUUUGUUGACUUCUGGCGAAUGGUUUGGGAACAGAUGGUACUUAUCAUUGUCAUGACCACCAGGGUUAUAGAGCGUGGACGUAUUAAAUGUGGUCAGUACUGGCCUCUUGAGGAGGGCAGGACAGAACAGCAUGGAUACUUCUUGGUUAGGAAUACACAUAUCCAGGUGUUUCAGGACUUUAAACUCUCCCACCUUGAGCUGUACAACACACAGUCUGGAGAAAAACGGGAAGUAUACCACUACCUCUAUGUAAGCUGGCCAGACUUUGGGGUGCCUAAAAGUGCUUCCGCCAUGUUGGACUUCCGUGAGCACGUCCUUCGGACAAGUAAGGCUGCGGUCCACAACCUGGGAUCAAGCUGGAGGGGGCCUCCAGGGGGCCCUCCUGUGAUUGUGCACUGCAGUGCUGGCAUCGGUCGCACAGGCACCUUCUGCACACUCGACAUCUGCCUGUCCCAGCUGGCAGACGUCAGCACAGUAGAUGUCCGUCAGACGGUUCGAAGGAUGCGAACGCAGAGGGCUUUCAGCAUCCAAACCUGGGACCAGUACUAUUUUUGCUACACAGCAGUUAUCGAGUACGCUCAGCGACAUGGGAAACUGAGCCCAGUGCAAUGGUCGGACUCGGACUUGGAGACUGACAGCGAGUGAGAGACAAAAUAUGGAGUCGACUACAUAAACAAGUCAGUCAACCCAAACAGAAGACACAUAGGAAUGGAAAAAGCGAGGAGCGUAGGACAGAGGUGACCCUUUAAUCAUAGGAGACGGAGCAUGGUGGACUCCCAACAGAUGCUCUUCCUUCACACAGGUGGAUUGGAGGAGAUAAGGAGCUGGAGAUGAAAUCACAGUGCUGUGGAGAAAUGCACUGCAUCACUCAUGAAAAAGCUGGCCUGCCAUUACCCAAUCUUACUUAGCAAACUACAGGGGUCUUGCCCCUUAGCCUGUCUUGUCGACAGAAACGUCGUACAAGUUGUAGCAUUUUUUUUUUAUAUCGACUUGCACUUGAGGAAUGACGAACUCGAACUUCACCCCUCGAAGCCCUCCAGACUCAAGUGUUUGUUCCAACUUUUUUACGUUCUUGCUCCUCUUCAC
Nematolebias whitei (Rio pearlfish) is the source of this 2809-nucleotide messenger RNA. It is a transcript of the gene ptpn9b, whose product is annotated as protein tyrosine phosphatase non-receptor type 9b. Gene Ontology annotation, molecular function: protein tyrosine phosphatase activity. Lineage: Eukaryota; Metazoa; Chordata; Actinopteri; Cyprinodontiformes; Rivulidae. The record is from RefSeq and is a predicted model, not a curated record. Bases 20 to 2368 code for a protein of 782 amino acids. The transcript has 13 exons. Gene Ontology annotation, biological process: protein dephosphorylation.